This is a messenger RNA of Alligator sinensis (Chinese alligator), 930 nucleotides long. RefSeq names its product olfactory receptor 4S2-like. The coding region runs from base 1 to 930 and encodes 309 amino acids. NCBI's taxonomy places the organism in Eukaryota, Metazoa, Chordata, Crocodylia, Alligatoridae. Gene Ontology annotation, biological process: G protein-coupled receptor signaling pathway. Gene Ontology annotation, cellular component: membrane. The record is from RefSeq and is a predicted model, not a curated record. The transcript has a single exon. Gene Ontology annotation, molecular function: G protein-coupled receptor activity; olfactory receptor activity.
AUGGAACCUACGCAUAAUGUGACAGAAUUUAUCCUUUUGGGACUUGCUGUCAGUCCAGAGUUAGAACAUAUGUGUUUUCUGUUGUUUCUAUGUUUCUAUAUCAGUAUAAUCCUGGGGAAUCUCCUCAUCACUGUUACCGUAAAGGGCAGCCAAAGCCUAAAUUCCCCAAUGUAUUUCUUCCUAAGCUACCUGUCCUUGGUAGACAUAUGCUAUUCUUCUGUCACAGCCCCAAAACUCAUUUCAGACUUCCUUGUUGAGAAGAAAACCAUAUCUUUCAAUAGUUGCAUGGGACAGUUGUUCUGGUUUCAUUUCUUUGGGUGCACUGAGAUUUUCCUCCUCACAGUGAUGGCAUACGAUCGUUAUGUUGCAAUCUGUAAACCUCUCCAUUACAUGACCAUUAUGACACGAAGUGUGUGCAGUUUUCUGGUAGCAGUGUCAUGGGUUGGGGGCUUUGUGCAUUCCAUUAUACAGACUCUCCUGACCACCCACCUCCCUUUCUGUGGGCCUAAUGAGAUUGAUCACUAUUUCUGUGAUGUGCACCCUUUGCUGAAACUGGCUUGUACUGACACCUACAUUGUUGGCAUCAUUGUUGUGGCUAAUACAGGAAUGAUUUCCUUAACCUGUUUUGUUGUGUUAGUUAUAUCAUAUAUUGUCAUCUUAGUCUCCUUGAGAAGACGCACUUCUGAAGGGCGCCUCAAAGCUCUCUCCACUUGUGCCUCCCACAUCACUGUAGUGGUUAUAUUUUUUGGGCCAUGUAUCUUCAUCUACUUACGACCUUCUGCCAUCUUCACAGAGGAUAAGAUGAUCGCUGUGUUCUACACCAUUAUCACCCCUAUGCUGAACCCCUUGAUUUAUACCCUAAGAAAUGAAGACGUAAAAAAUGCCAUGAGAAAAAUGUGGAUCCGAAAAGUGGACUUAGACAAUAAAUGA